Rhagoletis zephyria (snowberry fruit fly) is the source of this 1534-nucleotide messenger RNA. Lineage: Eukaryota; Metazoa; Arthropoda; Insecta; Diptera; Tephritidae. The record is from RefSeq and is a predicted model, not a curated record.
AUGCCCUCAGCUAGCGGUGGCAGCUUCAACCGUCCGUACAAUCCUAGCCUAAGCAGCAGCAGCGGCGGCGGCGGCAAGGGCGGCCCACCAUCGAGCUUCUACGUCUUUCAGCCUCGCCCGGCGGCGCCCACCUCCAAGGCCUUCCAGUCUUCGGGCACUUCAGGGGCCGGAUCAGGAGGGACCGGAACGUCAUCAUCGGCGGGGGCGGGGGCGUCGGGUGCAGGGGCGUCCGGUGACGGCGACGGCGCCGCCGGUGGACACUACGAUGGAAAGCGCCUGCGGAAGGCCGUCGCACGAAAGACGGUCGACUACAACUCGGCGGUGCUGAAGAUGCUGGAGUACCGGCUCUGGCAGCGGGAUCCCUCCUCACUUUCACUCCAACCCGACAUUGCCUACUACACACAGAUGGUGCCGCCGAUGUACAUGCAGGAGAACCCGACGAACUGCAUCACCACCAAGUUCGUGCGCACCUCCACCAACAAGAUGCGCUGCCCCAUCUUCUGCGUCCUCUGGACGCCCGAGGGCCGCCGCCUGGUGACCGGCGCCUCCAGCGGCGAGUUCACCCUCUGGAACGGCCUCACCUUCAACUUUGAGACCAUCCUUCAGGCGCACGACUCUGCGGUGAAGGUGAUGGUCUGGUCCCGGAACGACUCCUGGAUGGUCACCGCCGAUCAGACGGGCUACGUCAAGUACUGGCAGAGCAACAUGAACAACGUCAAGAUGUUUCAGGCUCACAAGGAGCCGGUGCGUGCAAUCAGCUUCUGCCCGACGGACAGCAAGUUCGCCACCUGCUCCGACGACGGCACCGUGCGCAUCUGGGACUUUAUGCGGUGCUACGAGGAACGGAUCCUCCGCGGCCAUGGCGCCGACGUGAAGGGCGUCGACUGGCACCCCACCAAGGCGCUCAUAGCCUCGGGCAGCAAGGACAGCCAGCAGCCGGUGAAGCUGUGGGACCCGAAGAGCGGUCAGUCGCUCGCUACGCUACACGCCCACAAGAACACGGUGACCGACGUGAGGUGGAACGCCAAUGGCAACUGGCUGCUGACCUCCUCGCGCGACCACCUCAUCAAGCUCUUUGACAUUCGCAACAUGGCCACGGAGAUGCAGAGCUUCCGGGGCCACAAGAAGGAGGUCAGCUGCCUCGCCUGGCACCCGCUUCAUGAGGGCCUCUUUGCCAGUGGAGGCUCGGAUGGGUCGAUCAACUUUUGGCUGGUUGGAUCUGAACGCGAGGUGGGCGCUAUGGAGCAGGCCCACGAGUCCAUCGUCUGGUCACUGAACUGGCACCCGCUGGGGCACAUUCUCACCUCGGGCUCCAAUGACCACACCUGUAAAUUCUGGACCCGUAACCGACCGGGCGACCGCAUGCGCGACAAGUACAACCUCAACCUGCUGCCGAAGGACUUUGAGGAGGCGGCGGAGUACGACGAGGAGCACCUGCUCGCUUCUAAUUUGGCCGGAAAUGGCGGUGGGGCAGAAGGAGAGGAGGAGAUUGUCCUGGCGCACAUUCCCGGUCUCGGCUUUGAUCGGCCCGAGG